Molecule: messenger RNA, 1395 nt
Organism: Neoarthrinium moseri
Lineage: Eukaryota; Fungi; Ascomycota; Sordariomycetes; Amphisphaeriales; Apiosporaceae
Exons: 3
Coding region: 1-1395 (464 amino acids)
Source: RefSeq, a predicted model, not a curated record
AUGCGCCCACUCAUCUUUCUCGGAGCAGCAGGCCUCGCGGCUGGCUCUCCAGCAGCCGCUCCCCAAGUUGUCAACUUUGACAUCAUCAAUGCUGCUCCUGACCCUAGUAUCACCGGCCCUCCUCUGUUCAUUGGGACUCAGACCGGAGUCUACAAUGCUACCGCUGCCGUAGCCAGCGCCACUGCAGCCGUAAUCGGCGUUGCUACAGCCGCGGCCAACGCCGCCGAGAGGAGAGACCUUGAGGAGCGCACUUUCUGCUUCUUGGGAUGGGGCCCUGCCUGCUCCAAGAACUAUGGGAAUCCUGUCAUCUCGGCGCCCGCCCGACCGACCUCAACCCCGUGUACCACCACCACCACCACGAGCAGGCCGGUUACUACCAGCGGCCCGGUUGUAACCACCGCUCCUCCCACUACAAGCAACGGUGUUCCUUCAACAUGCACACCUGUGAGCUGGACGAACACAUUUGUUUUCACCUCUGAUCAAGCUUGUCCAACCCCAUACGAGAUCGGCACCUUCUGUGGCUUUGUCGGUACUCCCAGCGUUCCGCCUUAUAUCAACCCCGAGGAUCCUUGUGCUCCCCAGCCAGAUGGUUUCGGGCCCAAAACCACUCCUGACACGGCGGAUGCUUUCGAAAAGAACGAGGUCUACCACAGGAUGGCCCAGAGCGCUGGCAGCCCUAAGGGCUACACUCAAACCUUCAAGGACCUCAACGCCGCCGUCAACGCCAACAGCUACAUGGGCCUCUACACGCUGCAGAGCUACGACGUACAGACCUGUGCCGACAAGUGCGACAGCACCGACCUCUGCACUGCAUUCAACCUGUACAUUGAGCGUGACCCGGAAUGGAACCCUGAAAGGUGUUCUUGCACCGGCGAGGAUGUUUCCUCCAUCGCCAACUAUAAAUGCACCCUCUGGGGCUCAGGUGUCCAACCCGGGGCCGCCGUAAAUUUCGGCCAGACCCGUGACGGAUUCGACGUUGUCAUUACCGGCUCCAACGGCUAUGAGAAGACCAACACCACCACCCCAGCCACCCCCAGCGGUUGGACAAAACCACAACAAUGCUUGGGUGCUCACGACCACCCUAAAACCUGCAUUGGUGAGAAGAUGUUCAAGGGCGUCUUCGACGUCAAUGUCUGUGCUACCUACGCUGCUGCGCAGAACUCCGCAAACGUCAACUCUGGUUUCUUCUCCAAGUUCAUGAGCGCCUUCGGCUAUAAUCCAAGCAAGUGCAUAUUCUUCAACGCCUUCAUGCUGACGGAGGACGGUGUUGCCAAGGGUACCUACUGCAAGCUAUUUGCCCAGCAGUACGAUGCCUCCUUCGGCACUCAGGUGCCUGGCUGGAACAACGGCCAUUUCUACGGUGUCGAGAGUUCAUGGAGCUAUUGCAGUGCCUAG